Sordaria macrospora k-hell is the source of this 387-nucleotide messenger RNA. Its product is annotated as small nucleolar ribonucleoprotein SNU13. Gene Ontology annotation, biological process: ribosome biogenesis; mRNA splicing, via spliceosome; maturation of SSU-rRNA. Gene Ontology annotation, molecular function: RNA binding. Gene Ontology annotation, cellular component: nucleolus; cytosolic large ribosomal subunit; precatalytic spliceosome. The record is from RefSeq and is a predicted model, not a curated record. Lineage: Eukaryota; Fungi; Ascomycota; Sordariomycetes; Sordariales; Sordariaceae.
AUGUCUGGUCAAAACGAAUCUGCUGCCUGGCCCAAGGCCGAGGACGGUGCUCUCGUCCAGGAGCUCCUCGACUGCGUCCAGCAGGCCAGCCACUACAGACAGCUCAAGAAGGGCGCCAACGAGGCCACCAAGUCGGUCUCCCGUGGUACCAGCGAGUUGGUCAUCCUCGCUGCUGAUACCCAGCCCUUGAGCAUCGUUCUUCACAUUCCUCUGCUCUGCGAGGACAAGAACGUCCCUUACGUCUACGUUCCUUCCAAGACCGCCCUCGGCCGUGCCUGCGGUGUCUCCCGCUCGGUCAUUGCCGUCUCCCUCACCUCCAACGAGGCUUCCGAUCUCAACUCCAAGAUCCGUGCCCUCCGUGACAAGGUCGAGCGUCUCGCUAUGUAA